Messenger RNA from Suillus subalutaceus, 2065 nucleotides. RefSeq lists its product as uncharacterized. Lineage: Eukaryota; Fungi; Basidiomycota; Agaricomycetes; Boletales; Suillaceae. The record is from RefSeq and is a predicted model, not a curated record. The transcript is spliced from 11 exons. The coding region runs from base 1 to 1635 and encodes 544 amino acids.
AUGAUCCAUGUCGUCCUUGUUAUUUUUUAUGCCCGUCACUGGGAACACCAUGUAACUUUCUCCUUCACACCAACAAACAACGAUUUUUGGCCUGUGGUGCUGAGUGCCUCGUUACAAGCGUUUUAUACUGACUUGAUCCAGAUAUACACGGCCGUUCUACUUUUCCUUACCCAACAGCUUGCGAUUUCGAGAACACUUGUACGCCGUCUGAAACUGACUGCCAUUCACGACAUCUCCGGCGCAUGGGCAGGCCUUGGCUCUGCGCUCAGUAGCGUCUGGCGACAAACCGACAUCCCCGCCUCGUGGUGGACGACUUCUGCUGUGGCAACCUACCUUGCCAGCAUAACCGUGCUACAUGUCACCUCUUCCACUCUCCUACAAUUUCAAACUUUCAAUACGUCUAUGACGACGUCGGUGCCAACAACACUAGGAUGGCUAGACGAUUCAUCGUACGGCUCUUUCGCGAACCUGGGACUCGUUACCCCCGUCCCUACCAGUUGUCAAUCAUUUGACUGGACUGCAGGAAACGCAACUGUGAACGCGACGACGGUAACCUCGCAUUGCGGAUUGAUUCCAAAUGUGACAUACUCUGCGAAUACCAGCGCCGCAAUCGUUCCGUUCGGGCCAGAUUCUUUUCGCGUGCUUAAUGCGAGCACUCUCUGGCCAGACCAGAUACAUAUAGUUCCAUGGGUGGAAUAUGAAGAUCCUUACAAUGAAGUCAUGGAGCUCAAUGGUGUCUACCUCAUGGUCUCCACAUUAUUGGAGGUCGAGCCUUCAGUCCAAGAUGAGGUCGCCGUGAACAUGACUUGGGCUAUCCCCGGCGUUGUCACUCCAUACGUCAUCCAGGUCUAUUUCGUGCAAUGCUCGCUGUCAGCAAACACUACAGAUGGAGUGGUCGACAUGCAAACCAACAGUCUUCUGAGUUCCACGUCCAUAUCGCAGCCAUCCACGCAAUGGGAAAUGAAUCAAUUCGAGUGGUCGAAUACUAGUUGGCAGGCCCAAAUCGGCAGUGCUUUGGCUACCCCGGACAGCAGCAGCGGGAUUAUAUUUGGCGGUACACCUUCACAAAUCACCGAACUUUCUGUUGCGGACGAGUAUAUCAUGUCAUUGGUAGGCUUGAAUCUCACCGAUGAAUAUUCACAAUUCCUAUAUGACGAUGCUCGUCCGAUUUCCAAUUUCACUUUGAGACCGGAUGAACUAGAAUUUGCGGUUGCAAGAGCAGCUGCACAACUCAUCUGGAUAGCGGGCCAAUUGGGCACAUCCAAUGGAGGAAUUGAGCUCGGCAAUGGGACGGCCUAUGUCAAUGAGGAGUUCAUUGCCCUACGUCUCAAUAUCAACCUUCUUCCUUUGGCUUUCGCGAUAUCUGCAUCAGUGAUCAUGCUGGGACUGGCGCUACACAUGACAGGAGCAUUCGAUGCAUCGCACGACAUUCAAGCUGCUAUCCCGAACAUAGGUGUAUUGCAACUCUUGUGGUUGGGUCAUCGUUCAGCCUCUAUCAAUGAAGUCCUGGAAGAUGUGCAGCAUCCGACAGAGGCCAAUCUGCGACGAGCAGGCAUGAUAGAUGUUUGCCUUACGAAGACAAUGUCUGACGAGGAGGAGUUGGGAGGUUCAACUGAUGACGGUCUCUCCUGGUGAGGUCGAUCACCAUCAUAACGACGAGAUGUGAUCUGGGUUCGGGAAUAGAGGGCUGGCAGGCUGCGGCUGCUCAUUGAUGUUCGAAGAAUUUCUACGCGACGCGCGUGCCGGCAUCUCUCAUGAGGUAACCCGCCGAGUCACCACAAGGAAGCAUUGCUGCGUUCUGUGGAAGGGUCCGUUAUGUAAAUUAGUAACAUUGAUGUCGUUGCGUUGACCGUGAUUCGUGAUCCUCUUUGCGUCAGCCUUCAACGUUAACCUUCGAUCGCUGGCUGACGUGGCCUACUAAGCCUUUUGCAGGCUAAGUUGAUCGCAAUUCGGAUAGCGAGGACUAUGUUUCAAACUUUUGGACCAUCGCCGCACCGUCGAUGGUGCUCAGAGUCAUUGUGUAAUGGGCCGAAUCAUCGACUCAACAGCGGUGCCGAACCGUGAC